UAUUUUCAGAUAAGGUGUAAACAAACAACUUGCUGGGUAUCGAUGAGCAUUUAAAGUGUUCAUUAAUUUCCAAACACUAUCUCAAGUGGUGGAGGUCAAAGGAAAAACAGGCAACAAACUAUAUUUUAAAAUCUAAUAAAAAGCUUGAAGAGUUCCACGAACUAAAUGAUUUAAGAGCACAAUUGUGACAUCAACUUACUUCUGGCCCUUAGGUGAAUACUUGCCCUUUUUAGCAACAAUGUAAUUCUGUAAAUUAUUAAUAUUAUGUACAAUGUGCAGAUUUUGUAAUUGGAUGGAACACAUGACUAAGAUCGUGUAGGUUAUCUCCCUUCAAGGUGGAAAUCCUAGCACAUAUUUAUAGGGAGUCACCUGGGAUCUGUUAAUUUGAAUCACUUCAUAUCCCAGAGAAAUCUGCCAGAGAGCCUCUCAUAAUUCUGCAGAGAACUCUUCCCCUUGGUAACCUUGUCGAGUGACUGCUGCUGCUCUGUUCUCUGGAAUCAGAGUAUAGUCAAAUUCUGUUCCAUGUGAGCCCUUCAGUUACGUCCUACGAGACUCUUACCCACCGAGAUCCUUAUCUUCCAGGAAUUUUCGCUCAGUCUUUUUUCCCCAGUUAUAUCACUAAAUUUUGGGAGAUCAAGUUUUCUUUCCGCCCCCAUCUCCUUGUCCUCGUCUAGACUUAGUGUCUCUUUUUAAAAUAUGCUGUUUUAGGAGACGGGGCACUCUCCGGAUGAAAGGCAAGAGUAAUGCCUUGAGUUCUUCUUCUGUACGCUGUAACAGUGAAGCCUGGUUUCAUUUUACUGCCUGGAUAACUAUAUCCACCAGGCGCAACCUUUGCCCCAAACACCUUAUUCACUUUACACAAACCUGUUGACCUCACGCCUAAGUCAGCUUUUCUUGAACCCUAAUCUGAACAAAUAAACAUUCCUCUGAUCAGCGGAUAUCCCGUCAGGAAGGGCCGGCUUGGGCAGUGCUGGCUCAGCUAGCCCGCCACGCUGCCGCUCCGGGUUUGAUUUCCUCUUUCUUCUCUGAUUUUAAGAAGUGAGACAGAAAAAAGCAAUUCCUGUUAACCACUUAGACAAUGCAGGGGACUUCAGACUCCAUUCAAGGAAGCUGGCUUCAUCAAGGUACCAAAGUGGACCACUGACACCAGAAGGGGACUAGGCAGACAGACAUGGCAGUGGCAUCAGGCUCUCUAGGAGGUCCGGGGGGCCCACUCUGCCUAUCGCUCCCCCCGGCUGUGCGGCGACUUCAAUGACCCGCAGGUCGCCGGCUGCUGAUCUUCCGAAGGCGGCGGAGAACUAGGGGCGCCGCAGCCGACUCGGACCAGCGCCGCCGCCUGACCCGCGCGCCCUUGGGCACCGACGUUCUCGCGCGCGCCUGCCCGCCGCGGGUCCUCCAGGGGAAGCCCCGGCCAGGAUGGCCCCGGGCAGGGCAGUGGCCGGGCUCUUGCUGCUGGCGGCCGCCGGCCUUGGAGGAGCCGCAGAGCAGCCCGGGCUCGCCUUCAGCGAGGAUGUGCUGAGCGUGUUCGGCGCGAAUCGGAGCCUGUCGGCGGCGCAGCUCGGCCGCCUGCUGGAACAGCUGGGAGCCGCCCCCGGCCGGGGCGCCCCGGAGCCGGGCCAGCUGCACUUCAACCAGUGCUUAUCCGGCGAAGAGAUCUUUUCCCUUCAUGGCUUUUCAAAUGCCACCCAGCUAACCAGCUCCAACUUCUCUGUCAUCUGUCCAGCAGUCUUACAGCAACUGAACUUUCACCCUUGCCGGGAUCGUCCCAAGCACAAAACAAAACCAAGUCUUUCAGAAGUUUGGGGAUAUGGAUUCCUGUCAGUGACAAUCAUUAACUUGGCAUCUCUCCUCGGACUGGUUUUGACUCCAUUGAUAAAGAAAUCUUACUUCCCAAAGAUUUUGACCUAUUUUGUGGGAUUGGCUAUUGGGACUCUUUUUUCAAAUGCAAUUUUCCAACUUAUUCCAGAGGCAUUUGGAUUCAAUCCCCAAGUUGACAACUAUGUUGAGAAGGCUGUUGCUAUAUUUGGUGGAUUUUACUUGCUUUUCUUUUUUGAAAGAACGCUUAAGAUGCUAUUAAAGACAUAUGGUCAGAAUGAUCAUACCCACUUUCAUAAUGAUGACUUUGGUCCUCAAGAAAAAGCACAUCAACCUAAAACGUUACCUGCCAUCAAUGGGGUAACGUGCUAUGCAAAUCCUGCUGUCACAGAGCCUAACGGACACAUCCAUUUUGAUAAUGUCAGUGUAGUAUCUCUACAGGAUGGAAAAAGGGAGUCAAGUUCAUGUACCUGUCUGAAGGGGCCCAAACUGUCAGAAAUAGGGACCAUUGCCUGGAUGAUAACGCUCAGUGAUGCCCUCCACAACUUCAUCGACGGCUUGGCCAUUGGGGCUUCCUGCACCUUGUCUCUGCUCCAGGGACUCAGCACUUCGAUAGCAAUCCUGUGUGAGGAGUUUCCUCACGAGUUAGGGGACUUUGUGAUCCUACUCAGUGCAGGGAUGAGCACUCGCCAAGCCUUGCUGUUCAACUUCCUUUCUGCAUGUUCCUGCUAUGUUGGGCUCGCUUUUGGCAUUUUGGUGGGCAACAAUUUUGCUCCAAAUAUCAUAUUUGCACUUGCUGGAGGCAUGUUUCUCUAUAUUUCUCUGGCAGAUAUGUUUCCAGAGAUAAAUGAUAUGCUGAGAGAAAAGAUAACUGGAAGAAAAACCGAUUUCACAUUCUUCAUGAUUCAGAAUGCUGGAAUGUUAACUGGAUUCACGACCAUUCUGCUAAUUACCUUGUAUGCAGGAGAAAUCGAUCUGGAGUAAUAAGAAAUGGAAAAUGGUAUUGUUAAUAAAGGCAUUUAAUAAAUAAAAACAUCUCCAAGGAUUUUAAGCAGAUCCCAUUUAGUUAAAAGAAAUUUUGUUUUCAACUGUAGGUCAAAAAACUAAUUAUUGGUUUAAAGUCUAUGAAAUAGGCCAUUAUUUGUUGUUAAAAAUGCUUCAAAAGGUUUUUGGUGUCAGUCUCAAAUGCUUAAUAUAUGAGAGCCUCAGGUAAAUAUCCAUUUUCAAAGUUUGUGCGUAUUUAAUAUCAUCGUAAAGCAUGAGCCAUGCUUUCUCUAAUCACAGAGACACCUGGGCCUAGAGAGAAAUAUAAGGUCUGUCGUGAAAGCUUUUAAAACUCUAUGAUAGGCUCAAAGCUUCAGGUGGUUUUCUUUCGAUCAAUUUGUUCCAGUGUUUUGCAGAGGAGGUCUAUCAAAAUGUGGACAAGAAUCGAAAUGGAUGCAACACUAAAAUGAAAGAGUCCGAGCUCUAAGCAGCCCAAGAAAGGAAGAUUUCUCAUAAUUUUUUGUUCUGUUUCAAUUAUAUUUCAAUUAAGGGACUUGUAGGAUUGUUUUGAAAACUGCUUGAAAGUAAUAUGAAUUGGGAAAUGAAUAAGGAUUGGUUAGCCCUACUAAUUUCAGGUGAAUUUCUCCUCAUGAACUCUGCCAGCUUCCAUGCAAAGAACAGUGGGCAAAGCUGGUGACCAGGCUGCUCCAGUGGGCCAUGUGUUUGCUUUGUGAAGGUGAACAAUGUGCUGAUUCAGAGGAAGAAACUGAAUGUAAUUUUAAGCAAUUUACUUUUGAAGAUCGAACAUAAUUAUUUAGCAGAGAAUGUUUUAAUAAAUGCAAAAAUGCAAAACAACAGCUGGACUGCUGUUUGUCAAGGACUGACUAACCAGAAAACAUAUGUUCCUUGUGCGUGAUUGAGAGUCAUUCAGAAGAGACUUUUGUGUUCUGUCUACAUUUUUCCAUAUAGUAUACCUUAGGAAAAUAUUAGCACACCAUGGUUUUUUUCUACCUUUUAUAAAACCUAUUUACUCAUUUAGCAGAUAUAGAGAUUUGGUCUAAAAUCGAAUGUCCUAACCCCAAUUCACACUCCCAAGUCACUUAAGGAAAGAUGAUUCAACAGCAAGGAAAAUGAUUGACGAAAGCCAACCAUGAUCUCAGGAAUUACGUUUUCCCCAUACAUCAGAGAAUGUUUUCAUAUAGCAGUAGUACAGAUUUGAUGAGUAUUUAACACGUAUGUUAACGUAUACUUCACUUUAUGUCUUACAAUUAAAAAAUUAUUGUUUGACCAAAUAGUAAACACCUUUGAAACCAU
Messenger RNA from Nycticebus coucang (slow loris), 4113 nucleotides. RefSeq names its product solute carrier family 39 member 8 (gene SLC39A8). Gene Ontology annotation, cellular component: membrane. The coding region runs from base 1417 to 2799 and encodes 460 amino acids. The transcript is spliced from 9 exons. The record is from RefSeq and is a predicted model, not a curated record. NCBI's taxonomy places the organism in Eukaryota, Metazoa, Chordata, Mammalia, Primates, Lorisidae. Gene Ontology annotation, molecular function: zinc ion transmembrane transporter activity. Gene Ontology annotation, biological process: intracellular zinc ion homeostasis; zinc ion import across plasma membrane.